UACUAGGAGCGUUUGUACACAAAAUAAAAUCACGAUAAAGCAAAAGUAAGUUCGUACGACCAAUAAUUGCACGCGACAAUGGAAAUGGCAAAGAAGAAUUGGGAGUUGGAGAACAACAUCGUGACGCUCCCGGCAAGUGACGAAAUCUUUCGGUACGAUGCGGAACAGCAGCAGCGCAUCCUGACUGCGCGGCCUUGGGAAAAGGAUCCACACUUUUUUAAGGACAUCAAAAUUUCGGCCCUGGCCCUGCUGAAAAUGGUCAUGCACUCGCGCUCGGGAGGCCCACUCGAGGUUAUGGGUUUGCUGUUGGGAAAGGUCGAUCAAGACGCGAUGGUGGUGAUGGAUGCGUUCGCGCUGCCCGUCGAAGGUACGGAAACCCGCGUCAAUGCGCAGUCCCAGGCGUACGAAUACAUGACGGCGUACAUCGAAUCGGCAAAGGAAGUGGGUCGUUGCGAGAACGCCAUCGGUUGGUACCACAGCCACCCAGGAUACGGGUGCUGGUUGUCCGGAAUUGACGUCAACACGCAGAUGCUCAACCAAAACUACCAGGAACCGUUUGUGGCGAUCGUUGUCGAUCCGGUUAGAACCGUGUCGGCCGGCAAGGUGUGCCUCGGUGCGUUCAGAACCUAUCCCAAAGGGUACAAGCCGCCGAACGAAGAACCGUCCGAGUAUCAAACGAUUCCAUUGAACAAAAUCGAAGAUUUUGGGGUACAUUGCAAACAAUACUAUCAGCUCGAUGUGACGUACUUCAAGUCGGCCCUCGAUCGCAAGCUGCUCGAUUCACUCUGGAACAAGUACUGGAUGAACACGCUGGGCAGCUCGGGUAUUUUGAGCAACCCGGAUUACACGACGGGCCAGAUUUUGGACCUCUCGGAGAAGCUCGAACUGAGCGAAGCCAGUCUUGGCCGGGGUCAGUUCAUGGCCAGCGGUACGACGGACCCGAACGAAAAGCGCACCGAAGACAAACUUUCGAAGGCAACGCGUGACUGUAGCCGCGCUUCUAUCGAGCUGAUCCACGGGCUGAUGGCGCAGAUAGCGAAGCACAAGCUGUUCAAUACGGUCAAUACCGGGAAUAGCAGCAAGCCAGAGCCGAUGAACGCAAAUUAAUCUUUAGUUGUAGUAAUACCGGAAACAAUUUGAAUAAAUUUAUGCUUCACUUCUUACGAAUUUCAUACGA
Molecule: messenger RNA, 1177 nt
Organism: Anopheles cruzii
Lineage: Eukaryota; Metazoa; Arthropoda; Insecta; Diptera; Culicidae
Gene: CSN5
Product: COP9 signalosome complex subunit 5
Exons: 2
Coding region: 79-1107 (342 amino acids)
Biological process (GO): protein deneddylation
Cellular component (GO): cytoplasm; COP9 signalosome
Molecular function (GO): deNEDDylase activity; metallopeptidase activity; protein binding
Source: RefSeq, a predicted model, not a curated record